Messenger RNA from Melanotaenia boesemani (Boeseman's rainbowfish), 5192 nucleotides. It is a transcript of the gene tll1, whose product is annotated as tolloid-like 1. Gene Ontology annotation, molecular function: calcium ion binding; metalloendopeptidase activity; zinc ion binding. Bases 397 to 3480 code for a protein of 1027 amino acids. The record is from RefSeq and is a predicted model, not a curated record. Gene Ontology annotation, biological process: proteolysis. Lineage: Eukaryota; Metazoa; Chordata; Actinopteri; Atheriniformes; Melanotaeniidae. The transcript has 22 exons.
CCCUGAGAAUCCCAAUAAAGACCCAGCGUUCGAAGCACGAUGGGUCGCUUCGUAACGCCUCAACAAAUCGACGCGCCCCGGACAGGUAAACGAAGCAGCAGCCUCACCUGCAAAACCACAGCAGAGGACAGCGGAGCUUCUCAGCGGACACUUUGCUGACUCCAAAGGACGAACACAGAUGAUACCUCAGUGUACUCACCCCAUCAACGGGAGCCGGGCAGAGUAACUCACCGCAGUCCACUGCUGCUAUCCACAACCAGACUGUCAGAGAAGACAGCAAUCUUCACGAUGAUCCGAUAAAUUCCUGUCACCGUUUCUUCCUUCAGAAAAAGGACCAUCUCCUGACAGCAAAGGAGUCGAACAUAAAGGCCUUUAUUUGUUUAUUGUAGUCUUCAGAUGGACCGAGUGUCCUCGGCACUGGCCGCUAAGAUGCGCUGGAUCACGCUGGUGCUUGCGGGCUUGACUUUUUGGAGCAAAGUUACUGUUUCCAACUGUUUCGACUACGAGGAGGCAGACUUUGAUUAUUAUGAAGAGGAGAAAGUAGAGAGCAUCGACUACAAAGACCCGUGCAAAGCUGCUGUAUUUUGGGGUGACAUUGCUUUAGAUGAAGAGGACCUGAACAUGUUCCAGAUUGAUAGAACAAUAGAUCUGAGACAACAUGCACUUAUGCAUGCACACUCUCGGCAGGGUCACACAUCAGGUGGUGUGGGGGAACAUGAAACUGUGAAGAGAGGAUCGUUAUACCUGCUGCUGGAAAGAAUACGCAGAUUUGGCUUUGACUAUAACCCAAAGAAUGACAGUAAGGGUGCAACCAGUCCAAAAAGCCCAACUAGGAGAGGUGGGAAUGCUGUUAAGACUGUAAAGAGUCGUAUUCCUCGAGCAGCCACAUCUCGAGCUGAGAGAAUAUGGCCUGGGGGAGUAAUUCCUUAUGUCAUCGGAGGAAACUUCACUGGUAGUCAGAGGGCCAUGUUCAAGCAGGCCAUGCGUCACUGGGAGAAACAAACAUGUGUGACUUUCAUUGAAAAGACAGAUGAAGAGAGCUACAUAGUCUUCACCUACAGACCCUGUGGGUGCUGUUCCUAUGUGGGUCGUCGUGGCAAUGGACCCCAGGCCAUCUCCAUAGGAAAGAACUGUGACAAGUUUGGCAUUGUGGUUCAUGAACUGGGCCACGUCAUAGGCUUCUGGCAUGAACACACGCGACCUGACCGUGAUGAUCAUGUGACCAUAAUCCGGGAUAACAUUCAGCCAGGCCAGGAGUACAACUUCCUCAAGAUGGAGCCAGGGGAGGUGAACUCACUUGGGGAGCCAUAUGAUUUUGACAGCAUCAUGCACUACGCCAGGAACACCUUCUCACGUGGGAUGUUCCUCGAUACCAUCCUUCCAUCCAGAGAUGAAAACGGGGUCCGGCCUGCUAUUGGCCAGCGCACUAGACUCAGCAAGGGAGACAUUGCACAGGCAAGGAAGCUGUAUAGAUGUCCAGCGUGUGGAGAGACACUGCAAGAGUCGAAUGGCAACUUUUCAUCUCCUGGUUAUCCCAAUGGGUACCCUUCAUAUACUCACUGUGUCUGGAGAAUAUCGGUUACACCUGGAGAAAAGAUUGUUCUCAACUUCACUACUAUGGACCUUUAUAAAAGCAGUCUGUGCUGGUAUGACUACAUUGAGGUCCGGGAUGGAUACUGGAGGAAAGCGCCACUGCUUGGCAGGUUUUGUGGAGACAAAAUUCCUGAUGUUUUGAUUUCAACCGAUAGCAGAAUGUGGAUCGAGUUCCGCAGCAGCAGCAACUGGGUGGGGAAAGGCUUCGCAGCUGUUUACGAAGCGAUCUGUGGAGGGGAAAUCACCAAGGACUCAGGCCAGAUUCAAUCUCCCAACUAUCCUGACGACUACAGACCCUCCAAAGAGUGUGUGUGGAGGAUCACUGUGUCUGAGGGUUACAACGUCGGACUCAGCUUCCAGGCCUUCGAGAUCGAGAGGCAUGACAGCUGUGCCUAUGACUACCUUGAAGUCCGGGAUGGACCACUUGAAACGAGCCCUCUCAUUGGUCGAUUCUGUGGCUAUGACAAACCUGAGGAUGUGCGCUCUACGUCACACACUCUUUGGAUGAAGUUUGUGUCAGACGGGACGGUGAACAAGGCCGGCUUUGCUGCUAACUUUUUCAAAGAGGAAGAUGAGUGCGCCAAGCCAGACAAUGGUGGAUGUGAGCAGAGGUGUGUAAACACUCUCGGCAGCUUCAAGUGUGCCUGUGACCCAGGUUAUGAACUGGCCCCUGACAAGAAAAGCUGUGAAGCGGCAUGUGGUGGACUCCUCUCAAAGUUAAAUGGGACAAUUAGUACUCCUGGCUGGCCAAAGGAAUAUCCACCCAACAAGAACUGCGUGUGGCAGGUGGUGGCUCCCAACCAGUACCGCAUCUCCAUGCAGUUUGAGGCCUUCGAGCUGGAGGGCAAUGAGGUUUGUAAAUACGAUUAUGUUGAGGUGCGGAGCGGCCUCUCAUCCGACUCAAAGCUGCAUGGUAAAUACUGCGGUACUGAAGUCCCUGAGGUCAUCACCUCUCAAUACAACAACAUGAGGAUCGAGUUCAAGUCAGACAACACUGUCUCCAAGAAAGGCUUCAAAGCUCACUUCUUCUCAGACAAAGAUGAGUGCAGCAAGGACAACGGUGGCUGCCAGCACGAGUGCAUCAACACAGUGGGCUCUUACGUUUGUCAGUGUCGCCAUGGCUUUGUCCUGCAUGAGAACAAACAUGACUGUAAGGAAGCUGAGUGUGAGCAUAAGAUCCACAGCCCUAGUGGAACCCUGAGCAGCCCUAACUGGCCGGACAAGUAUCCCAGCCGUAAGGAGUGCACCUGGGACAUCACUGCCACGCCGGGACACAGAGUCAAGAUUACUUUCAGUGAGUUUGAGAUAGAGCAGCAUCAGGAAUGUGCUUACGACCACCUAGAAGCUUUUGACGGGGACAGUGAUACAGCAGCCAUCUUAAGCCGACUGUGUGGCAGUAAGACACCGGAGCCGCUCGUCUCCACCAGUAACAAGAUGUAUCUCCGCUUCAUUUCUGAUGCCUCAGUACAAAGGAAGGGGUUUCAGGCCACACACUCGACAGAGUGUGGGGGUCGUCUGAAAGCUGAAGCACGUCAAAAGAACCUCUACUCCCAUGCCCAAUUUGGUGACAACAAUUACCCGGGCCACACCGACUGCGAGUGGCUGCUGACAGCUGAGCAGGGCUAUGGCAUAGAGCUCAGCUUCAUAACAUUUGAGGUGGAGGAGGAAGCUGACUGUGGUUAUGAUUACAUUGAGCUGUAUAAUGGAUAUGAUGCCAAUGCACAUCGGUUGGGUCGCUUCUGUGGUUCUGGGCCCAGAGAGGGGAUUUACUCGCCUGGAGACGCUAUGCUGAUCCGUUUCCAUAGUGAUGACACAAUCAGCAAGAAGGGCUUCCACAUCCGCUAUACAAGCACCAAGUUCCAGGAGAACCUUCAUGCCAGGAAGUGACUUUAGACCCAACCUGUGACCUUUGUCCUCUGUGCAGCCUCAACCAUUGUGCGUCACCAUGGUAAUAAGAAAAGUACAGACCGUCCCCUCAUCUUUGAUCCACAGAGAGAUGUGAACAUGAGCCAGGCAGCAGAGAAGGAAGAUUCUGACAUGAAUAUUUGUCUCCCUCUGUGGCUCCACAUGGGUCAUUGCACUCUGAGAUGAGACAGUUAAGACGAUGAGAAGUGUGGGGAAAUUUAACAGAACAAUGCAUGAGCCAUGUUCACACAGGAGACUGUUUUAUGACUGCAUAUCAAGUGUCAGUACGGCAAGAAGGUCGUGGAAGAUCCAAUUCAGUUUAUGGAGAUACUCAUGGUUGCACAAAUUCUUAAAAAGAUGACAAGCAUACACCUACACUAAAAUAAUAUUCAUACUUAUAAACUAUGGAUGCUAAAAAGAAAACAACUGAAAAACUAAAGAAUGCACCUAAAAAGGGAGUUCAGAGCCUUUUGUGACUCCUUGAUCCUUGAACUGUGCAACUUACUGUUAUCACAUGACUGCUUAAACCACAAUAACUCAAAAGAAACUGCUGACGGACGUUUUUAUUGCCUUUGAUGCCUGGGAACUGGCUUCUUCAGUCCAGCUCAGAAUGGCUGCAGAUUAUUUUAUUUGUUUGUAUUGUAAAAAAAAAAAAAAAAAAAAAAAAACCCGCUGUGUUUACUGUAUGUAUGUGUAUGCGUGUGUGCGUGCGCGCAGAGAAAAGAACAAACAAAAGGCUCAAGCCUGUCCUUUGCCCUUUUUUGCUUAAAGCUUAUGUGGAACAGAAAGAACAAAUGAAAAACUGAGAAUCUCUAAAUGAUCUGUGAUGUUGAUGUUAAGCCUUGCAUCAUGUUGUGUGUUUUAGUUUGCAUCGUCCUGUAACAAAAAUGUUUCUUUGAUGUUUCAAGUUCCCUCUCCUUCACAGUAUUUUUUUUUAAGUGGAUGUCAGAAGGGAAUAUUUUUCACAGCUGUUUCUUUGGAGGUAAGUGAUUGAAGGAGAGACUCUCAUGGUGCUAAAAUAAAACUCAAUGAAGGUUUUCAAAUGGAGAGAAAACCAGUGUGCAAACAGUACAUUCUGGUAAACAGUUCUAGUCCUGUGGAACUACAAUAUUGCCUUAGAACCAAAUGGAUGCUAUCACAAGUUGCUCCUUUGCUUUUGCACAGGUGACUUCUUGUAUCAGUGGGUGUUUUCAAGGUUUUCUGGCUGCAUAUGUCCUUUGUUUUUUUUUUUUGUUUGUUUUUUUUUUGAAGAUACAGAAUGGUUUUAUUGUAAAAAAUACUUGGGAAUUGUAGUCUGUGUGUGAGAUAGUGUCUACAGUGCAUGAGUGUUUGUCUCAAUUUUUGUAGCUGCUUCCAGAGAUAAAUGCACACACACCUACACAGCCUCUUAGUGUUUUUGUGUAUUUACCAAACCACAUCUGAACGUUUCCUCUCUGUAUAUUUGGAGCAUGAAGAGGAAGAAAUGGAGAAAUUUAAGGACUAUCAGCUGCAUUUUUUUUAGCUAAAUAUAGAGAAUAAUGUGUGUAUGUCUGUAAGUUGUGUUUAAGUUGAAUCUUUUAUUCCUGUAUGUGCCAAGCUCCAGCUGACUCUGAUCCACUCUAGUUUUUUGUUUUAUCGCUCCACCUCUGUGUCUGUAGUUCAGAAACAGACAAUACGUCCUCUGCAUCACUUAUUAAAAUACACACAGGUUCAAA